CGUUUACCCAAGGAGAGCCUCUACAGCCCCCCCAUCAUCAUCAAAAUCAUCGACAACCGGCCCUUCGGCCGCAGGCCCGUGGUCGGGCAGUGCACCAUCCGCUCGUUGGAGGACUUCUCCUGCGACCCAUACCGGGAGGACACGGAUGGUCCCCAGGAGCCCUCAGAUGAUGUGAGCCUGACGCCCCGGGAUGACGUCCUGAUUGACAUCGAUGACAAAGAGCCUCUCAUCCCUGUCCAGGAGGAAGAGUUCAUCGACUGGUGGAGCAAAUUCUACGCAUCCACAGGAGAGAGGGAGAAAUGCGGCUGCUACUUAGAGAAGGGCUUUGACACCCUGAAGGUCUACGAGACGGAGCUGGAGAAUUUGGAGGACUUUGAGCACCUCUCUGACUUCUGCCACACCUUCAAGCUGUACCGCGGCCGCUCGCAGGACUCCAACGACGACCCCUCGGUCGUGGGGGAGUUCAAGGGCUCAUUCAAAAUUUACCCUCUCCCGGAUGACCCGCGAGUGCCGGUGCCACCGCGGCAGUUCCACCAGCUGCCUGCCAGGGGACCCCAGGAGUGUCUGGUGAGGGUCUACAUCGUCCGGGCCUUCGGCCUCCAGCCCAAGGACGCCAACGGAAAGUGCGAUCCCUACGUGAAGAUUUCAGUGGGGAAGAAAUCUGUCAAUGACCAAGAAAAUUACCUCCCCUGUACGCUGGAGCCUGUCUUUGGGAAGAUGUUCGAGCUGAGCUGCACUCUGCCCAUGGAGAAGGACCUGAAGAUCACACUCUACGACUACGACCUCCUGUCGAAGGAUGAGAAGAUUGGGGAGACCGUCAUAGACCUGGAGAACCGCUUCCUGUCCAAAUACGGGGCACGCUGUGGCCUCCCCCAAACCUACUGCGUCUCCGGCCCCAACCAGUGGCGAGACCAACUCCGUCCUUCCCAACUGCUUCACCUCUUCUCCCUGCAGCACAACUACAAGGCUCCCAUCUACAAGGCUGACCGGGUCAUCUUCAGGGAGCACGAGUACAUCCUCUCUGAGCUGGAGGAUGGGAAACCCCUCAACCCCCACCUGGGGCCGGUGGAGGAGCGGCUCGCCCUGUACGCCCUGCGGAGGCAAGGGCUGGUGCCGGAGCACGUGGAGACCAGAGCCCUUUACAGCCCUCUCCAGCCAGACAUCGAGCAGGGAAAGCUGCAGAUGUGGGUGGACCUGUUUCCAAAAUCUCUGGGCCCGCCCGGCCCCCCCUUCAACAUCACGCCACGCAAAGCCAAGAGGUUCUUCUUGCGCUGCAUCAUCUGGAACACCAAGGACGUCAUCCUCGACGACCUCAGCAUCACUGGGGAGAAGAUGAGUGACAUCUACGUCAAAGGCUGGCUGGUUGGCUACGAGGAGAACAAGCAGAAGACAGAUGUGCACUACAGGUCCAUGGGAGGAGAGGGCAACUUCAACUGGAGGUUCAUCUUCCCCUUUGACUAUCUCCCUGCCGAGCAGAUGUGUCACAUUGCAAAGAAG
Molecule: messenger RNA, 1497 nt
Organism: Mesitornis unicolor (brown roatelo)
Lineage: Eukaryota; Metazoa; Chordata; Aves; Mesitornithiformes; Mesitornithidae
Product: dysferlin-like
Exons: 12
Biological process (GO): negative regulation of phagocytosis; T-tubule organization; monocyte activation involved in immune response
Cellular component (GO): T-tubule; cytoplasmic vesicle
Molecular function (GO): calcium-dependent phospholipid binding; calcium ion binding
Source: RefSeq, a predicted model, not a curated record